This is a messenger RNA of Equus quagga, 2819 nucleotides long. RefSeq names its product CTP synthase 1 (gene CTPS1). Gene Ontology annotation, biological process: CTP biosynthetic process; pyrimidine nucleobase biosynthetic process. Lineage: Eukaryota; Metazoa; Chordata; Mammalia; Perissodactyla; Equidae. Gene Ontology annotation, molecular function: CTP synthase activity; identical protein binding. The record is from RefSeq and is a predicted model, not a curated record. The coding region runs from base 135 to 1910 and encodes 591 amino acids. The transcript has 19 exons. Gene Ontology annotation, cellular component: cytoplasm; cytoophidium.
CCGCCCCCGUGAAAGACUGCCGGGCGCAUGCGGCCGGGCGGGCUCACUGGCCGCCGGGGCUUGCUGCGCGCGUCGCCCGCUCCGCUGCGUAGCCGACGGCAGGAUUUGGAGCCGGCCUCAGGUCAAAAAGAAAAAUGAAGUACAUUCUAGUUACCGGUGGGGUUAUAUCAGGAAUUGGAAAAGGAAUCAUCGCCAGCAGUGUGGGCACAAUUCUGAAGUCAUGUGGUUUACAUGUAACUUCAAUUAAGAUUGACCCAUACAUCAACAUUGAUGCGGGAACAUUCUCUCCUUAUGAGCAUGGCGAGGUUUUUGUGCUGGACGACGGUGGGGAAGUGGACCUUGACCUGGGUAACUAUGAGCGGUUCCUUGACAUCCGCCUCACCAAGGACAACAACCUGACCACCGGAAAGAUCUACCAGUACGUCAUUAACAAGGAGCGCAAAGGGGAUUACUUGGGGAAAACUGUCCAAGUGGUCCCUCACAUCACAGAUGCCAUCCAGGAGUGGGUAAUGAGACAAGCGUUAAUCCCUGUGGACGAAGAUGGCCUGGAACCUCAAGUGUGUGUCAUUGAGCUCGGCGGGACGGUGGGAGAUAUAGAAAGCAUGCCCUUCAUCGAGGCCUUCCGCCAGUUCCAGUUCAAGGUCAAGAGAGAGAACUUCUGCAAUAUUCACGUCAGUCUGGUUCCUCAGCCAAGUUCAACGGGGGAACAGAAGACUAAACCCACCCAGAACAGUGUUCGGGAACUCAGAGGCCUUGGGCUUUCCCCCGAUCUGGUCGUGUGCAGGUGUUCAAAUCCUCUCGACACGGCAGUGAAGGAGAAAAUAUCGAUGUUCUGCCACGUUGAACCUGAACAAGUGAUCUGUGUCCACGAUGUCUCGUCCAUAUACCGAGUCCCCUUGUUAUUGGAGGAGCAGGGCGUUGUCGAUUAUUUUCUUCGAAGACUUGACCUUCCUAUUGAGAGGCAGCCCCGAAAAAUGCUGAUGAAGUGGAAGGAGAUGGCUGACAGGUAUGAUCGCUUGCUGGAGACCUGCUCAAUUGCCCUGGUGGGCAAAUACACCAAGUUCUCAGACUCCUAUGCCUCUGUCAUUAAGGCUCUGGAGCAUUCUGCGCUGGCCAUCAACCACAAACUGGAGAUCAAGUACAUCGAUUCCACAGACCUGGAGCCGAGCACCUUGCAGGAGGAGCCGGUCCGCUACCACGAGGCCUGGCAGAAGCUCUGCAGCGCUCAUGGAGUGCUGGUGCCGGGCGGAUUUGGUGUUCGAGGGACGGAGGGAAAAAUCCAAGCGAUCGCCUGGGCUCGGAAACAGAAGAAGCCUUUUUUGGGUGUGUGCCUGGGAAUGCAGUUGGCGGUGGUGGAAUUUUCAAGAAAUGUGCUGGGAUGGCAAGAUGCCAAUUCCACUGAGUUCGAUCCUGAGACCACUCAUCCCGUGGUCAUAGACAUGCCGGAACACAAUCCUGGGCAGAUGGGCGGAACCAUGAGGCUGGGCAAGAGGAGAACCCUGUUCCAGACCAAGAACUCGGUCAUGAGGAAGCUCUACGGGGACCCCGAUUACUUGGAGGAGAGGCACCGGCACAGAUUCGAGGUGAAUCCAGUCUUGAAAAAGUGUUUGGAAGAUCAAGGCUUGAAGUUCGUUGGCCAAGAUGUAGGAGGAGAGAGAAUGGAAAUCGUGGAGUUGGAAGAUCAUCCCUUUUUUGUUGGAGUUCAGUACCACCCUGAGUUCCUGUCCAGACCGAUCAAGCCUUCCCCACCGUACUUCGGCCUCCUCCUGGCCUCGGUGGGGCGGCUCCCGCAUUACCUCCAGAAAGGCUGCCGGCUCUCCCCGAGGGACACCUACAGUGACAGAAGUGGGAGCAGCUCCCCGGACUCUGAGAUCACUGAAUUGAAGUUUCCAUCAGUAAAUCAUGACUGAUGGCAACGGGUGCUUCUUCAAGACAGCCUUCGGACUGAGAGAAUUGACAGCUUUGACUUUACACUCAGCUUUGACACUUCCUUUAAAUUAUGUUUUUUUAAGAUGAUUUUAUUAUGGGGAAAGGUAUUUGGAACACGUUGUGCCCUGCAUGUCCCCUCACGUGUAUCGGCUCCUACACGGUGCGCUGCCUGGCAUCCGACUCUCUCCUUUGCCGCCCUGGAGCUUCUCAGCCGAGAAGCAGCACGUCUGGGCGGGAGCGGAGGCCGGGGGCUGGCGGAGGGCCAUCCCUCACCUUGUUCUCCAGCUACCUCACGUCACUGUGGAUUUGAGCGUGGAGCCCAUCGCUCCCCCUGGGAUGCCCAGACCAUCAGAAAGAGCCCCAUGGACUGCGUGGGCACAGAGGGUCAUUUAACUCAUGCUUACAACACUUGGUGCUGGUAACCUGAGGGCACUGCUUGCCACUAGGAGCAGUGGAACCAGAAACAAAGUCUCGGCCCUGCCCUGUGGAGACUCGGUGCCAGCUGUGGCUGGUCCUUGUCCAAAGGGACAGUCAGUUUGUGUCACACGAAAUGGCAAGAAGUCUGUCUCUCUCUGAAGUGUGAUUUUAGACUCCCUGUCCUCGCUGUGCUUCUCUUCCCGGGCUGGGAAACACUCCUUGCAUCAAGGGGUCGCUUAAAAAAGAACAAAGACUCUUUUGGGGAAGCUGCCUCUAAAACCCUCUCAUACGUAGACAGCUUUGCUCGAGGGGACUUUUCCUUCCAGAACGGUGUUACUGCAGUUGAAAUGCAUUAUGAAAGCUAUUUUCCUAAUGUGAUGUACUGAUGGGCACGGCUGUGUGCCCACUAUAUUCUGGCUGGACUCCGUGUAUACUCUAACUUAAGAAAUAAAUAAAGCAGACACACUGUAUAA